AUGAGUUCUAUUAAAAAAUUUAACUAUGUAUCUUCAAGUAUAAAUAAUGAAGCAAACCCGCCAUAUGAAGAGAUUGUGGGUAUACUUGAAUGGGAGUUAGAUCAAAAUAAGGAAAUCAAUAAAAACGUCGCUGGUUUACAUAAAUAUGCGAAGAAUAAUCAAAUAAAAGGAAAAUUGAAUAUUCAUAUUAUUCAACCAUUAAAAAAUUCAAAUCAUGUUAUGAUCGUCGAUAUUGUUAAUAGAGGAAUUCCAUUGUUUUGGUUUAUAGGGAAUAAUGCAACGAGCAUAACUCAGCUAGAUUUACCUUAUGCUAUUAAUGAUGGAUUUUAUUUACGACAAGGAUUUACAUAUGUUGCUUGUGGAUGGCAAGCGGAUUUAUUACCAUUACCUGGUAUAUUAGGAUUACGGUUAGAUGUUAAGGAUCAUAGUGAUGAUAGUGUAGUAAAAAUUAUGUCUGAAUUGGAUACCUCAACACAACAUUUUAUGAGUUCAGUAGAUAAUAGAAAUUUAAAAUUAACAGCAAAAGGUCAUGUUGGUAUAACAGUGAAUGAUAGUAACCAAAUUGAUGCUAAAUUAUUUGAACUCAAAUACUACAAUGAUAAACCAAUUGAAAUUCCAAGAGAUGAAUGGAGAUUCGGCAAAAUAAAUGAUAAUAAUGAAUAUGAACAAGAUGAUGAUUGGAUUUGUUAUAUGAAUGGAUUUAAAUUCGGUUACACAUAUCAAAUAAUAUUUGAUAGAAAGGGAGGUUAUCCGACAGGUAUUGCAUUAGCCAUAUUACGUGAUUGUAUUUCAUGGUUAAAAUACGGUAAUGAUAUUAUUUCAUCACCUAUUGGACAACUGAAUUAUGCAAUUGCAGUAGGUGGUUCACAAAGCGGUCGACUAUUACGUACAUGGGUAAAUGAUGAUUUUAAUGUUGAUGAGAAAAAUCGAGAAAUAUUUGAUGGAAUAUCAAACUGGGUUUCGGGUAGUUCAAGAGGACAGUUUAAUCAAUAUUUUGGACAACCAUCAGUAGCAUUUCCUCAUUUAUCUCCAAUACAAUUUCCAUUUACAAUUACAGAAUCAGUUGAUCCGGCCACAGAUCAUAUUGGUUCAUUACAUGAAAACAUAGAUAAAAGAAAAAGUAAAUUAAAAGUAUUCUACAUUAAUACUAGUAUUGAAUAUCAUAGAGGUGAUGCAUCAUUACUUCAUACAUCAUUAAAUGGCGAAAAAGAUAUUCCGAUUUCAUCAAAUUCAAGAGUUUAUCUCUUGUGUGGAUGUCCACAUAAUCCCAUGCCUGAUUGGCCUCCAAGUUUUGCCAAUGGAUUAAAAAAUAAUAUUUAUAUACAACAAAAUUAUUAUAUACCUGUACAUUUAAGUCCAUUUUAUCGUGCUCAGUUAUUAUUAUUAACAAAAUGGAUUACUCAGUCUAUUGAACCACCUAAAAGUAUUUAUCCAACAUUGAAAUCAAAUUCAUUAGUUUUACAUGAAAAAGUUUAUCAAUGGUUUCAAUCAAUUCCAAACUCGAAUCCACCAGAAAAUAAAUCCAUUAGUCGAUUAUGGAGACGUGAUUUUGGAUAUUCAUUCAACGAUGUUCCAUCAAUUGAUGAAAAUGGUAAUGAUGUUGAUGGAAUAUUAUUACCUCAUAUUGUUGUUCCUUUAGCAACUUAUACUGGAUGGGCUCUACGUCAUCCUAAUUUUGGUGGUGAAUGGAAAAUUAUGAUGAUAAGUGGAAGUCUAAUACCAUUUUCAAUUACAAAAUCAAUGAGACUAUUAUCAAAUGAUCCUAGAUUAAGUAUUGAAGAACGUUAUACUACAAAGGAACAAUACUUGAAUAAAACUAAUGAAGCUACUUUAGAUUUAAUUCAAAAACAAUUUUUACUCGAAGAAGAUUUACAAUCAAUCAUUUUGUUUUCAUCGAAAUUAUGGGAUUGGAUAUACUCAUUAUAG
This is a messenger RNA of Didymodactylos carnosus, 1926 nucleotides long. NCBI's taxonomy places the organism in Eukaryota, Metazoa, Rotifera, Eurotatoria, Philodinida, Philodinidae. The record is from the annotation of a GenBank genome assembly.